Messenger RNA from Salmo salar (Atlantic salmon), 2937 nucleotides. RefSeq names its product CCAAT/enhancer-binding protein alpha. Gene Ontology annotation, molecular function: RNA polymerase II cis-regulatory region sequence-specific DNA binding; DNA-binding transcription factor activity, RNA polymerase II-specific. The record is from RefSeq and is a predicted model, not a curated record. Gene Ontology annotation, biological process: myeloid cell differentiation; DNA-templated transcription; regulation of transcription by RNA polymerase II. NCBI's taxonomy places the organism in Eukaryota, Metazoa, Chordata, Actinopteri, Salmoniformes, Salmonidae.
GAGUAGUUUGACAGUUGUGAGGUUCAGCAGCGUGGAGUAGUUCAGCCUGCAGCUAAAACACUGUACUUUUGAACUGUAGUCUCGAGGAAACCAGUCGUACCAGGGAGAAUCACUAGGCUUUAUUCAAGACAUUUAGCCUAUAGCUUUCCUCGUGGCGAGUUUAGAGAUUUUACUUCAUACGUGGAGAGCGCACCUGUGAAGGAGCUGUCCUGUUGAUUCGUUUUAGCCAGUGCGGCUUCUUCCGGUACUGUGAGCAAGCUGGAUUCCCGCAGCUCCUCACCAUGUCUGGCGGGUUAUAGAUAUUCCAUGGAGCAACCAAACCUCUAUGAGGUCGCCCCACGACCCCUGAUGACAAGCCUAGCCCAGAGUCAGAGUCAGCAAAGCGCCUACUGCUACAAAGACCCCUCCGCUUCUGGACCCGUGUCCGGAACAGGAGGAGACCUCGGCGAGAUUUGUGAGAACGAAAACUCCAUUGAUAUCAGCGCCUACAUCGACCCUGCAGCCUUUAACGACGAGUUCCUGGCUGAUCUAUUCCACAACAGUUCGAAGCAAGAGAAACUCAAGCUGGCGAACAGUGAGUACGAAUCCUACCCCCACGGGGUGAGCUCUGGCUCGAGGGCGCACCACCAACAGCACCAACAGCAGCAAGGCUAUGGUUCUAUCCCCGGGUAUAUGGACACAUCUAAACUUGAACCUAUUUACGACACCCAGUCGACGAGAAUCAGACCCGUGGCGAUAAAACAAGAGCCAAGAGAAGAAGAUGAAAUGAGCCAUUCUAUGCCUCCCACCUACCACCAUUCCCACCAGCAUCUCCCACAGCACCUAUCCCAUCUCCAGUACCAAAUUGCGCACUGCGCUCAGACGACCAUGCAUCUCCAACCCGGACACCCGACGCCUCCACCGACUCCCGUUCCGAGCCCACAUCACAGGGAUGGCAGCAUGUCCUCCGUUGGAUCCAUGAAGAUGAUGGGACGCGACGACCGAGAUCGGGACCGGGACCGGGGUAAAUCCAAAAAGCGCGUAGACAAAGCCAGCACGGAGUACCGGUUGAGGCGGGAGAGGAACAACGUCGCGGUGAGGAAGAGUAGAGACAAGGCGAAAAUGCGUAAUGUUGAGACGCAGCAGAAAGUGAUAGAGCUGGCGUCGGACAACGAAAGACUGCGGAAGAGAGUGGAACAUCUUACACGAGAACUGGACACAUUAAGGGGCAUCUUCAGACAACUUCCCGAUGGAUCUUUCAAACCCAUGGCCAACUGCCAGUGAACACGGACUACAUGUGGCUUUUACAUUGGACUUUUAAACACUUACUUGUAGACGUCUGCUGGAUAUAGCCUACCGCGCUAUAGAUUCAUCUGACAGAGUGUGACUGCAACAGUUUGUUUCUUAUUAAGGAGAGACAGGGCAGCUGAGGUAUACGUGCCUUCUGUACAAAACAAUAAGCUCAUUUCUCCGCGUUUGAACAGUGGACCUGUGUUUUGUGUGUGUGUGUGUCUUAUUAUAUAACAUUGUGUGUUUAGCCACGCAAAAACAACAUAUCAGUGCAGCUGAAGGUAUAGGGGCAUGAUUUUUCACAAUAAUCACUAGCCUGCUCGAUGUUCAUGUUUUAAUUAACGUUAACAUCUCAAUACCGUAUUCUUGUCUUACUAAACUAAACAUUUGUGCAUUUGACUUAUAGAGCGUACAGUAUAUUAUUAAACUGCAAAGUGCACACAGCUUUCCAAAUAUUUUUUUUUGAAAAUUUGUUUUUUUGAAAAGCAAAAAAAAUCUGAUCGGUGAUCAGAAUGUUUUUCAUUUAUUGCCGUUCAGACAGAAAAGCCCAUACAAAAAGGUACAGAGCUAGAACGUAUAUCCUGCUGCUGUCUGCUGUGUCAGGAUUCACACAUUGGGGAGAUCUAUGGCUCUGAAUUAAAAUGCCACAGCAAACGACUGCAAAUGCGUAAUACUGUGGUACCUGCUUCUGCACAAGCAGUUCGUUGUGUGCGCUAGAAAUGUCUUCAAAAUACAACCGAAUGAAGCACAUUGUAUCUCAUUCAUAUAUUUGGGUACUAAUCUGAACACGCCUCUCAGUGUAAAUAAAACUCUUUAUAAACUAAAAGUAUGGCAUUUGUAUUUAUGUAUAAUUGAUUUUUUUUUUUAAAUGAAAAAAAAAAAAAAAUGUGAAAAGGGUUCCUCUUCGCUCUUAGAUAAAAGGGUUCCAAAAAGGGUUCUUCGGCUGUCUCCAUAGGAGAACCAUUUUUGGUUCCAGGUAAAAAAAAACGUUUGUGUUCCAUGUACUGUAGAACCCUCUGUGGAAAGAGUUCUACAUGUUACCCAAAACGGUUCUAAUUGGAACCAAAAGGGUUCUACCUGGAAUCAACAAGGGUUCUUCAAAGGGUUCUAGCAACUUUAUUUUUUUUUUCUUCAAAGAAAGUAUAACUAUGCAAUGUUUUGUUGCCCUCGUCUUCUGUCUGAAGAUUUCACAUGAAGAAGAUCAACCCUUUGACCUGUUUUGUCACUGGUUUAGCUGUGAAAUACUGUUUGAAGCUCGCUUCUCCACAGUGUCAACUUAACUGUCACUGUUGUUUUCCCUGAGCAGCCUUCCUACAAGCCUGAUGUCAUCCAUCAGUGCCUUUUGACUUCUCUCUGUGUGAAGUAAGACUUUGGACUUUACCACUGGCUGAGACUUCUUGGAUUCUACAACAUGUUCUAGAAAUGUUCUAGACUCUUCUUGGAUUCCAUAACAUGUUCUAGAAAUGUUCUAGACUCUUAUUGGAUUCUAUUAAACAAAUGCUAAGAUAUAGAGACUUUACAUUAAGGAAAAGGAAGCACUUUUUUUUUUUUUUACAAACUCCUAUUGCCAAUGUUAUAGAAAAAUGUUUAAAUUGUAAAAUGAACCUAUAUGAUAAAUGCCUCAAAACCAUCUGAAAUAUAAUAAAAGAGCAUCGUCUCAUAUGAACA